AUGUACAACAAGCUCGAGUCAAUCGUUGGAUUGACAGAAAAAUGCUUCGUGGUGUUAGCACAUUCGAAACCACAUGUGAUGACCGCAGCGAAAAGGAACUCGCAGCAGUGUGACGCGGCACAGCCUCGAAGCAACUCAGGAAGGCAAAAGAGGCUCGGCGUCUUGGCGCGGCUACUCUACUCUAAUCUGCUGAGAAGGACCCUGGCUGUGCAGCCGAAAUGGAAGCAGAAGCAGCAGUAUCUCAGCAGCUUGAGCAGCUCCAGCUCCAGCUCCAGCUCUCGGCUCCACAUGGAAGUGUGA
This is a messenger RNA of Pseudozyma hubeiensis SY62, 300 nucleotides long. RefSeq lists its product as hypothetical. NCBI's taxonomy places the organism in Eukaryota, Fungi, Basidiomycota, Ustilaginomycetes, Ustilaginales, Ustilaginaceae. The record is from RefSeq and is a predicted model, not a curated record. Bases 1 to 300 code for a protein of 99 amino acids. The transcript has a single exon.